AAGCAGCAGAGACCACUGGUGCGCUCGUUCUGGGCUCCCUAGUGCCCUGGGGAGAGGACCAGGACGGAAAGAGCCUGGAAGCUGAGGAUUGUAACUCAUGGGGACUUUAUGCCAAGGUUGUUGCCUCAGAGAAAAGAGGUCUGGUCUCCUUGAAUCAACAACUCUGGUCUCUCCAAAAAAAAAAAAAAAAAGAAUCAGAGACAAGUGUUGAUCACAUGACGCAUCAGCUGUUGGACCCCGUCCAGGUGCCCUCAACAUAUGCACUCCUAGCCCCGCCUCCCUUCAGGGCAUUCGAACCACAGCUGCUGUCGGAGCCCCACUGAAGGGAGCAGGCCUUGUCCCUGUUUUUCUCUGCCCUGGGGACCCGGGAGGCCUGCGUCCUCCCCUCCUCCCCAGCCAGUGCCUUCCUCCCUGGCCCAUGGGGACGCUCGCAGCGAAACUGCUCCUGCCCGCCCUCAGCAGCCUGGCCUUCCUCCCCACCGUCAGCAUCGCUGCCAAGCGCAAGUUCCACAUGGAGGCCAUGGUCUACCUCUUCACCAUGUUCUUCGUGGCGGUCUACCACGCCUGCAACGGGCCCGGCCUGUCGGUGCUCUGUUUCAUGCGACACGACGUCCUGGAGUAUUUCAGCGUCUACGGGACAGCGCUGAGCAUGUGGGUCUCACUGAUGGCGCUGGCUGACUUCGACGAGCCCAAGAGGUCGACCUUUGUGAUGUUUGGCGUCCUGACCAUCGCGGUGCGGAUCUACCAUGACCGCUGGGGUUACGGGGUGUACUCGGGCCCCAUCGGCACGGCUGUCCUCAUCAUUGCCACGAAGUGGCUGCGACGGAUGAAGGAGAAGAAGGGCCUGUACCCUGACAAGAGUGUCUACACCCAGCAGAUAGGCCCCGGCCUCUGUUUCGGGGCGCUGGCCCUUAUGCUGCGCUUCUUCUUUGAGGAUUGGGAUUACACCUAUGUGCACAGCUUCUACCACGGUGCCCUGGCCAUGUCCUUCGUCCUCCUGCUACCCAAGGUCAACAAGAAGGCUGGAAGCGCAGGGCCCCCGGCCAAGCUGGACUGUCCUACCCUUUGCUGUGCCUGCAUCUGACUUUGCACCCCUGUCCUUUGACCCCUGUCCGCCGCAAGCCCCUGCCCUCCCCCGUCUCACUCCCAGAGAGAGGCCUCCUGUCCUGCCCCACCCCGAGCACCCAGGAGAAGCGUCUUUCCUCCGAGCCUGGGAGGUCCCUGGGGAUUUGGGGAGCUCCCUGAUGAGUGCCUUCUUGAGGGCCCAGUUACUAGGUUUCCACAUCAUGCUGGAAAGAGAAGAAUUUCCUCCCUCCUCCUCCCCCACAGUCAUGACCAAUGUUGUGUCUGCAGAAGCCCGGAGCCAGCGUGUGUCCCCCCAUCUCUCCUUCCCUCCUCACCCAAAAGUUUCGGCCCGGUCCCAGCCACAGAGGGGUUCUGCCCGCGCCCGCUCCUCACACCAUCUGUUUUCUCUUGGAAACACCACUUCUAUCCUGUGCCCUUAGGCUCUGAGUACAGAGGCCAGCGGGCGGCCAGCUCUGUCCCUGGCCCAGGCCUGCGUGGCCAGCCCUCCAGCCCGGUCCCUGAAUCCAGCCGUUUCAGGAACGGCGACCCCAGUGAGGCUCCUCUCUGUCUUGACCUUACUGUGCACCGAAGCUGUCUCCGCAGCCCUCGAUCUAACUCUUAAAGCAAGUCUGCAGUAACGCAUGCUCAUUCCGUUCUAAAGACAGCCCGAGGCUCAGGGGAAAUGGCGUGUGGGAGGCCCUGAGCCGGUGAGGGCAGAGCGGGGCCCCACCCCAGUCCGCUGGUCAGAG
Molecule: messenger RNA, 1814 nt
Organism: Ailuropoda melanoleuca (giant panda)
Lineage: Eukaryota; Metazoa; Chordata; Mammalia; Carnivora; Ursidae
Gene: MYMK
Product: myomaker, myoblast fusion factor
Exons: 5
Coding region: 419-1084 (221 amino acids)
Cellular component (GO): membrane
Source: RefSeq, a predicted model, not a curated record